Molecule: messenger RNA, 1336 nt
Organism: Morus notabilis
Lineage: Eukaryota; Viridiplantae; Streptophyta; Magnoliopsida; Rosales; Moraceae
Product: putative pentatricopeptide repeat-containing protein At1g12700, mitochondrial
Exons: 1
Coding region: 1-1047 (348 amino acids)
Molecular function (GO): protein binding
Source: RefSeq, a predicted model, not a curated record
AUGCAGAAAAGUCGGAUUUUCUUCAACAGAGAUUAUGCCACUGGUGGUAUUUUUUCUCCUUCUUCCACUCUUUCUCGGUUCAAGAUUUUCAUAGCUCCCAAUCAUUCUGAAGCCUCUGCAAAUAAUAACCAAACCAAUAUAAAAACAACUCUUGAAAGUGCUUUGAGCUUGUUUGAUGAAAUGCUCCGAAUCCGUCCUCAGCCUUCUGUUGUUCGUUUCACUCAGUUGUUGGGCGAAAUUGCCAAAAUGAAACGUUAUUCUUCUGCGAUUUCUCUAUACAAGGAAAUGGGUCUUCGAGGAAUCCCGACUAAUGAUUAUACUCUCAACAUUGUGAUUCAUUGCUUCUGUCGUUUGAAUCAGAUGAAUUAUAGUUUGUCUGUCUUGGGAAAAUUCGCUAAAUCUGGUUAUGAACCAGACUCUGUGACGCUGACUAGUCUAAUGAAUGGGUUUUUGAUAGAAGGAAAGGUCGAUGAGGCAGCUGAAUGCUACCGAAAAAUGACCAGUGGGGGAUGUAAGCCUGAUAUCAUCACUUGUGGCGUAUUGCUAAAUGGUUUUUGUAAAUUGGGCAAAACUACUGCAGCUGUUGAGUUUCUAAGGAGUAUGGAAAAAGACAGGAACUGCAAGCCUAACAAAGUUGCUUAUAGUACGGUUAUUGAUGGCCUUUGCAAGGACGGGCUAGUUGCUGAUGCUCUCAAUCUCUACUCAGAAAUGAGAGGUAAAGGUGUCGUUCCAGAUGUUGUGACUUACAACUCCUUAAUUCAUGGAGCGUGCAUGUUUGGCAAAAGGAAUGAAGUUAUAAGAUUAUUUAAUGAAAUGAUAGGCCGAAAAAUCACUCCCGAUGUCCGAACUUUCAAUGUCUUGGUGGAUGUGCUUUGCAAAGAGGGGAUGGUCGGAAAUGCACGGUGUGUGAUGGGGAUUAUGGUACAGAGAGGCAUCAAACCUGAUGUGGCAACAUAUAAUUUGCUUAUGGAAGGUUAUUCCUUGCAACGACAAGAAUUUGGAAAGAGAAUGGAAACCAUCCAUAUAGUUGCACUUUUGAUGCAAUGAUCUGAGGAUUUAUUGCCAAUCGUGAGAUAUUGAAAGCGCUGCAACUUGCUAAUAAAAUGUUGGAUAUGCUUCAACUGUGGAGUUGUUUGAUGAUUUGGUGGCUAAUGGUGCAUUAGAUUCUUCCUUGCGACCACCGAUACUAAAGGUUAAAAAAAAAAAAGAAACUAUCAACACAACCUUUCAUGGUAAUUUUAUGUUGCACAUUUCAAUUUUACUAUCGAUACAACCUUUUUGAACUUAAACGUGUAAUUUGAUAGAUAUUUCUCCGUUUUAAAUCGUUCAUUUAUUA